AUGAUAGGUUCACGGUCAAUAUAUGUCCGACCCGCCAGCCCGGUGUAUGUACCCCCUCCAAGGGUGCAACCGCGGUGCGACCUUCCUCCUCUUCGCGCAGAGACAGCUUCGGGGAGCUAUAUCACCUUCAACCGGAGGUUCAAGCCUAGUCCACCAUCACUCACCGUGAGUAGAGGUACUGCACCGUCCUUGCUCGGUCAGCCGCUUCAUCGACUCAUGAAGGACGUGGAAGAUCUGAAGAAUGAGCAAAAAGCAAUCCAGUUGCAGCGGAAGUACGACGAAGAGACUCGCCGUGCAGCGCUCGAAGCUCGGACGGCAGCAGGUGUUGGGCCGGGUCGGACGAUGUGGGUGGACAAGUAUCGACCGAAGAAGUUCUCGGAUCUACUAGGGGAGGAUCGUACACACCGAGACGUCAUGUCCUGGUUGAAAGAAUGGGACAAGUGCGUCUUCAAGCGCGCUGCGCCUAGUAAGAAGCGGAAAGCUGGCGCGGAGGAGGAAGAGAAUCCAUAUACAGACGCCUUGGGUCGACCUCGCGAACGUAUCCUCCUCCUCUCCGGCCCGCCCGGAUUUGGGAAGACCACCCUCGCCCAUGUUCUCACCAAACAAGCGGGGUAUCGUACCCUCGAGAUCAACGCGUCGGACGAUCGGAAUGCGGCGACUGUAUCGACACGGAUCAAGAAUGCGAUUGAGGCCGGAGGGGGGAUCAUGGAUAAGGGCCGGCCGGUGUGUGUGGUGGUUGAUGAGAUUGAUGGGGCGACGGGUGGAGACCAAAGCUUCGUCAAGAGUCUCAUCAAGUUGAUUCAGGACGUACCUGCAAAUCGCAAGAAGAACACACCAGCAAGACCGCUGCGAAGACCCAUCAUCUGUAUCUGCAAUGAUCUCUACGCCAACGCUCUCCGUCCACUACGUCCUUAUGCCCGUAUCGUCCGAUUCCGGAAACCUGCGCCUCAGAUCCUCGUCAAGCGCCUUCAGGAAGUAUGCGAGCGGGAGUCCCUCCAGGCGGAUCUGAGGGUCUUGACGAGUCUUGUAGAUCUUACAGGUGGGGAUGUCCGAAGCUGCCUCAAUACACUCCAAUUCAUCAAAUCCAAAUCUAGGACUGUUACCGAAGAUCAAAUCCGGACCGCCUCUAUCGGAUCCAAAGACUCACUCACCACCCUCCAGAACGUCUGGAACGCCCUCUUUAUCCCCCUCGCUUCGAAAGAACGGCGGAAGCGACAAGCCUCUUCCGGGUCGGACGGCCGAUACAUCCACCGCCUCGUCCCCCUUAUCGCCUCCAGCGGGGACAUGGACCGUCUCGUCCAAGGCUGCUUUGAGCAUUAUCCAAACCUCAAGCCACUGGACGGGAGCCUCGCCAAUGUCAGCAAGCUCCUCGAUGGUCCGCUGGGCUUCUAUGAUACGCUCUCCAAACGGGUCGGAGAGGGGGAGUAUGAGAUCAUGGGGUAUAUGGCCUACGCGAUUACUGGGUUUCAUGCGCACUUGGCGGCGCCGGCGAAUAGUACGAGGUUGACCGAGUGGCCAAAAGCGGAUUAUGAGUCGUAUCAGGCCCGAACGGUCAAUGCGGAAGUAGCCACCACGCUCAAGACUGGAUUCCCACCCAUCCUCCGUAGUCUCUUUUCGACAACGACGACACUGACGGAGCUCAUCCCGCUCUUGAUACGGAUCAUUACCCCGCCUCUCCGACCUGUGAAUGCGAAUAUCGUCAAGCCUGCCGAGAGGGCGGUGCUGGACCGGCUGGUGGAGUUGAUGAUACCCCACGGGCUGAGCUUUUGGGCUGAGAAGGCCGAGAAUGGACAGCCGAUGAUGCGGUUGGAACCCCCGAUUGAUUGUUUCAUCCAUUAUGAUGGCAAGAGAGCGGACGAUGUGGCUGCUGGGAGGUUUGCGGUGCGGCAGGUUGUUGCUCAGGCUAUGGAUGCGGAGAUUGCUAGGCGUAAGAGUGGAGCUUCGGGGGAUACGAGGACCGUAAAGGAUAAGCUGGUGGGAAUGUAUGGGGCAGCCAAACCGAGGGUCAGUUGGGGCACCUGCAGACUGCGGCCUAGGACAAAGCUGACAAGACCAGCGCUGGAUCCCGAAGCCGAACUCAGUGCCACACCGCCUCCACCGGCCAAACGAUUCCGCGCCGUCUAUAAAUUCCACGAAGGCUCCAGUAGCGCCGUCCGGAAGUGCAUCAAGAUGGCGACAUUGAUGUGA
Dioszegia hungarica is the source of this 2187-nucleotide messenger RNA. RefSeq names its product P-loop containing nucleoside triphosphate hydrolase protein. The transcript is spliced from 14 exons. Gene Ontology annotation, molecular function: ATP binding; ATP hydrolysis activity. The coding region runs from base 1 to 2187 and encodes 728 amino acids. The record is from RefSeq and is a predicted model, not a curated record. Lineage: Eukaryota; Fungi; Basidiomycota; Tremellomycetes; Tremellales; Bulleribasidiaceae.